Saccostrea echinata is the source of this 905-nucleotide messenger RNA. RefSeq names its product integrin beta-1-binding protein 1-like. Gene Ontology annotation, biological process: negative regulation of focal adhesion assembly; negative regulation of substrate adhesion-dependent cell spreading. NCBI's taxonomy places the organism in Eukaryota, Metazoa, Mollusca, Bivalvia, Ostreida, Ostreidae. The coding region runs from base 27 to 536 and encodes 169 amino acids. The transcript is spliced from 5 exons. Gene Ontology annotation, molecular function: integrin binding. Gene Ontology annotation, cellular component: cell periphery; lamellipodium; ruffle. The record is from RefSeq and is a predicted model, not a curated record.
CGAAAAUAUAAUAAUUGAUUAUUGAUAUGUUUCCAAGAAAAAACCUGAAAUCGAGUACAGGGAUAAAUGAGAACACAAUGAAACUGAAAGAAAAAGAACACAUUUUGAUGCAGAAGAAGACAUUUGAUGUUUACUAUUUAGGAAAUAUAGAAAAAAUAGCUAUAGGAAAUUCACAGAAGAGAGACACAGAAGCUCAGCUUAUAGACAGAGUGGAGGAAGCUCAGAUAUCAGGUGACAUUCCCAUUACUGUAGGAGAAAAAGAUCAAGUUUUCUUUACCGUCUCUCGACAUGGAAUACAAGUCCAAAAUAAAAGGACCCAAGAGGUUCUACAGAGACACCCACUCCACACAGUGGCUGAGGUAGUCCAGUAUGAGGAUGGAUUUGGUCGCCCUAACAUUGCUUUAAAAAUUGGACAGCUACAGGUCAACAAGGAGGUGUUUCAGUGCUUUGUCUUCCAAUGCCACAGUGAGGAACUAGCCAGUGAUGUUUGCCAGUUGGUUCGCAGAAUAUUUGAUGCCAUAACAGACAAGUCUUGAAUCUUGAUGUCAAGUGAUGAACUGUAUACAGUAUUAGCCAUAAUACUCAAUACCUUUCAAUACCUUCCUCCAACCAAGGAGUGUAAAGUCCUAAGUAUUGGUCAGCAAGGACCAUCUGUAGCAGAAUAAUGGUGCUGGAUAAGUGAUGGAGACUAAGGCUGAAAGACAGUAGGCCUUGAUGUUUCAUAGUGCUUGCAGAAAUCUUGCAUAUUAAACUAAAUGAAGAAGAGAAGAGAUCUCUUCUUGUUGGAAAUUUUAUGGGAAAUAUUUUAACUUUCAAUUAAAAACUUUGCUUUUCAGCCAGUGUAUAAAGCUAUUGUAAAGCUAUGUAUCUCUCCUAAAUGUAUAAGAGACACUCUAACAAUUAUU